Messenger RNA from Pocillopora damicornis (cauliflower coral), 1916 nucleotides. RefSeq names its product steroid 17-alpha-hydroxylase/17,20 lyase. Gene Ontology annotation, biological process: progesterone metabolic process; hormone biosynthetic process. Gene Ontology annotation, molecular function: iron ion binding; steroid 17-alpha-monooxygenase activity; heme binding. NCBI's taxonomy places the organism in Eukaryota, Metazoa, Cnidaria, Anthozoa, Scleractinia, Pocilloporidae. The record is from RefSeq and is a predicted model, not a curated record.
ACAAACGGCUUGACGCAACACCAGGCCCAACACUGAUUAGGGUCGCGGUUGCGCGACGGAACACUUACGUAAUGAUCUAGAUAAUAACUGCUAAGGACACCUACCGAUUAGUAGAGAGCCAAAAGUUCCAACAUGAUCUUGGAGGCCGUUAUCUCCAUUUUUCUCCUCUCAUUGGGGUGGUGGUUCUUUCUUGCCCCUGCGACGCCCAAAAAUCUUCCCCCGGGUCCCCGUCCGUACCCUGUGAUAGGCAAUUUGACUCAGUUGGUAGGAAAAUCGAUUCACUUGGCCGUGACUGACCUCGCAAAGGAAUAUGGGAAGAUCCUCACGCUAUACUUACCGGGAGGUCAGCGGUGUAUCCUAAUAAAUUCCGUAGACCUAGCCCGUGAGGCCUUGCUGAUCAAGAAGGAUGAUUUCGCUGGGAGGCCUCGAACAUUCAUCGGAGAUUUUCUCACACGAGAAGCUAAGGACAUUUUCUUUGCGGAUUUCUCAAAAACCAUGAUUUUGCAACGGAAGCUGGUUCAUUCUGCUCUACGCAUGUACGGAAGCGGUCUCAAACAGCUAGAGGUGAGGAUCUGCGAUGAAGCAGGACGAAUGUUAGAUCGACUCUCCGCUCAUCAAGGAAAUGCGAUCGAUCCCAAAGAUGACAUCAGCCUAAUGGUUUUAAACGUGAUUUGCGCUGUUACUUAUGGAGAAAGUUAUGCACUCGACGACGAUGAAUUCCAGCGAAUUAUAAAGUAUAACGAUCACUUCAUUCGCCUUUUCAAAGGUUUUAACAUUCUCGAAAUGCUUCCAUGGCUGCGGUUUUUUCCAAUUGAAGAAAGUCGAAUCCUUAGAGAGGCAAAAGAAUUAAGAGACGCAGUCUUAGAUACCAAGUACCACGAACACAAAAAGAAGUUUGAAGAAAGUGCGAACAAAAAAGACAUAAAAAUCCAAGAUUUGACCGAUGCGCUCUUAAAAGCUUUUUACGAAGCGCAAGAAGAAGACGGAAAAAUUUCGCAGGUACUGACGGAGGACCAUUUGGUAAUGAUAAUAAAUGACGUAUUCAACGCUGGCAUUCAGUCCACUAUAGCGACGUUGCUAUGGUUACUAGCUUACAUGGUUAAUUACCCAGAUAUCCAAUCGCGCGUCCAUGCAGAAUUGGAUGAUGUCAUUGGUCGUGAUCGAAAACCGCGACUCGAAGAUCGAGGUCGUCUUCCUUAUUUGGAAAGUACCGUGGCAGAAGUGCUGCGUAUUGCAACCACCACCCCCUUAUCGAUCCCUCACAAGUCAACACGGAAGAGUUCGCUGGGGGGAUAUGACAUCCCCAAGGAUACAAUGAUGAUGACAAAUCUAUGGGCGAUUCAUCACGAUCCAAAGGAAUGGGAAGAUCCGGACGUGUUUAAACCCGAACGGUUUCUUGAUGUUGAAGGAAACUUCUCGGUUUCAGGCCCCAAUGGUUAUCGAAGUUACCUGCCUUUCAGCGCCGGAAGAAGAGUGUGUUUAGGCGAGUCGCUGGCCAAGAUAGAGCUGUUUCUAGUUACGUCCAGGCUUCUGCAUCAGUUCAAGUUCGAGCCAGCACCAGAGACACAGCUUCCCGAGCUUUCUGGUAUCGUGGGAGUCGUGCUUGUUCCCGAAUCUUACAAAAUUUGCAUAAAGAACCGGCACUAACUGACUUUGGUCAACCAUGUUAUAAUACCUUGCCAAUAGAACUGCAAGAACAAAUUUCGCGUAACCUGGGUCAUUGUAGCAAGAACUAUUUGGUUUGUUUUUUUACUGGACCUUAAUCACCACUUUUAACAAAAGGCUUAGUGUUACGUUAUAUGUUCACGUUGAGGGCAUAGAGUAAUAAUUUAACCCUCUACACCCUGACAUUAGUAUGUAUAUUAUCCAUGCAGUUUUUAUACAUGAUACUGAAACAUGGAGCCUUUGUUUAGCAA